UCAGGGAUGCAAACCAUAUCCUAUGGAAAUGCCCUAUGCAUGUGAAUGGAACAGAGAAAAUGAUAACAAGCUGUGCUGUAACGAUUGAACAUUAAACUACCACCAAUCUCGUAGUAGAGAAUGUGCAAAACUCGUAAAGAUAUAUAAACACAUUUAUCAAAGUGACGAAAGUUUUGGUUUUAAAAACAUCGAAAUGCAUAACGCUUACGAGGAAUCGUCGAUAUUGAACAUCACUGUCCAAAUAGAAUCGAUGGCUGCAUAUGAUGACAAUUUACUGAUUGGGACGAGGGAGGGUCAUCUCCUCAUGUACAACGUACCCUCUGUGCCAGACGAACAUCACAAAUUGGAGUUACUAAGGCAUAGUAAAAAUUUUAACAAGAAGCGUAUCACUCAGAUAGAAGUAGUGCCAGAAUAUAAUUUAUUGAUCAUUUUAACAGAUAAUAUAGUAUGCGUUCACGAUUUAAACUCUCCGAAUUUUCAACAAGUUUGCCAGCUGCAAAAGACUCGUGGUGCUAUAUUAUUCGCUUUAGACGUACAGUCGACCCAGAGUCUGACUGGUGAAAAGAAUACGGUCGUACGGUUGUGCGUUGCCGUGAAACGUAAACUGCAAUUGUAUUAUUGGAAAGGUAAAAAAUUUGUCGAGUUCAAAGAUUUCGAAUUGACUAUACCAGACAUACCACGUGAAUUAUGCUGGUGUGGAGAGGCGUUAGUCUUGGGUUUCCGCGGUCUGUCGUACACUAUCUUGGAUCUAAAUGGAAAGACCAAAGAACUGUUCCCAACUGGAAAGUCUCCCGAACCGAGCGUCACCAAAUUAUCCGAUUCGUCGUUCGUAUUGGGAAAGGAUUCUCAGUCUUUCGUAAUGGACACCAAAGGGGAAUUGGUCCAGCAUAAUCCAGUAAAAUGGACCGAUAUACCGAGCGCGAUAGGUAUACGCAAUCUUCUGUUCCAAUACGCCUUUCAAUGGAAUUGUAUUUCAGCUUGGGACGAUCCUUACUUGCUCGGAAUUGUACACGAUAAAUUGGAAGUCUACACGAUAGACGGUUGCCUCCACAUACAAACCAUAAAAGAUUUGAACAAAGCCAGGCUCAUAUACAGAUGUAGACAGGGAAAAGUUUUCGUAGCUUCUACCAGUCAUAUCUGGUGUGUGAGGGCGGUGGACGUGACGCUUCAAAUCAGGACGUUACUCGAACAAACCCAGUUUCAACUAGCACUGAAACUGACCAGUUUAUCGGACGUGUCCGAGGAAGAGAAGACGAAACAAAUAUACAAGAUUCAAACGCUGUACGCUCAUCAUCUGUUUCGUAAUAAAAGAUUUCAAGAAGCGAUGGACCUGUUCUUGAAACUGGGGACAGACCCGUACGAAGUGAUAAUGCUGUUCCCCGAUCUGGUCACGCCGUCGGUCAACAACGAGGUCAGCGAUCAAACCGAGUUGCCGAAACUCCAGGAUCACGAUUUGGAAAAGGGUCUGCGCGCGUUAAUCGUUUUCCUCACGGAGGUGCGACACAAAUUGAUGAGCGACAACACCUCCAAAGGAAACGGAAGGCCGAAGGAAAACGGCAAAGAUAAGAGCCUGUUGCUGCUGAUGGAAGGAGAAAAGAACAUGACAGCGGUAGCCACGGAGCAGUUGUUAAAAAUCAUAGACACGACUCUGUUAAAGUGUUAUUUGCAGACUACCGACGCACUAGUAGCUCCGUUGCUUCGACUGAAUCACUGUCAUUUAGCGGAAGCUGAGAAAACGUUGUUAAUGCAUCAAAAGUAUCCCGAGCUCAUUAUACUGUACCAAACCAAGGGGCAGCAUAGAAAAGCGUUGGAGCUUCUCGAGAAACACGCAAAGGAGAAUGAUUCUAGUCUGAAGGGCACUGCGAGAACGAUACAGUACUUACAACACCUCGGCAAAGAUCACAUGGACUUAAUCCUGAAAUUCGCUGGCUGGGUCUUGAACGAAGAUCCGGAACAAGGACUCAGAAUUUUCAUGGAGGACAUACAGGAAGUUGAACAAUUACCAAGGCCGAAGGUAUUGGAUUAUCUUCUCCGCUCUCACAAGGAUCUAGCCAUAACGUAUUUGGAGCACGUGGUACACGUUUGGGAAGACACCAAUCCCUUGUUCCACAACGUUCUGAUACACCAGUACAAAGAGAAAUGUUUGACGUGUUUGAGCGAGGAUGCCACGCCGGCCGAGAAGCAGAUGGCUCAACACGUCAGACAGAAAUUGCAACAGUUCCUGGAGAAGUCCGCUCACUACACCCCAGAAACGAUACUGGUGCAUUUUCCGUUCGACCGCUUGUUCGAGGAACGUGCGAUUAUCCUCGGACGUGUCGGAGGGCAUCAGCAGGCUCUCUCGAUAUAUAUUAACCUUCUCAACGAUGUACAAAAGGCGACCGAGUACUGUCACAACGUCUACACUGCGUAUCAUCAAAACCAUCGAGAAAAUGCAGAUAAACAAAAACAGUCGGACGGUGGAGCUGAUCAAGUGUAUGUGCUGCUUAUUCAACAGCUGUUGACUGAACCCGAACAACGAGCGGCGACAGGAUGUGGUAGCCCAGAAAUUCAAAGAACGGCGCAACCCGAUUUGGAAAUGGCGCUUCAGCUGCUCGAGAAACACGCGUCCAAGAUAAAUCCGUUAAAGGCGCUGGAAGUUUUACCGGAUACAGUUCCUAUAGGUAGGAUAAAACACUUUUUGGAAGUGAGCUUGCAGGAGAAAUUGAACGCGAGGAGGCGGAUACAAGUAUUGAAGGGUUUGCUGUGCGCCGAACACUUGCAAGUGCAGGAGCAGCGUAUGCAUUACGAAUCGCAGAGCGUUCUCAUGACGGAGUUUAAUAUAUGCCCAGUGUGCAAGAAACGAUUUGGCAAUCAAAGCGCGUUCGCGAGAUAUCCAAACGGCGAGAUUGUCCAUUAUUCGUGCCAGGAUCGCAAGGGAUAAGCCAGAUUGCAAUUUCAUAUGAUCGAGACUUUCACUCGUACCAUGUAUAUAAAUGUACACAUGUUUCCUCGUCCUAUUUAUAUAUACACUGUGAUCUACUCUACAUACUGUUUAACAUUAAAGUGAUUUAAAUCGCUGUUCAUUCGAGCAUCAGUUGUAUAAUAAAAUUGUAAUAAAAAAAAAAGUAUCCAGUCA
Molecule: messenger RNA, 3115 nt
Organism: Ceratina calcarata
Lineage: Eukaryota; Metazoa; Arthropoda; Insecta; Hymenoptera; Apidae
Gene: Vps39
Product: vacuolar protein sorting 39
Exons: 9
Coding region: 194-2920 (908 amino acids)
Biological process (GO): endosomal vesicle fusion; intracellular protein transport; vesicle-mediated transport
Cellular component (GO): membrane; cytoplasm
Molecular function (GO): protein binding
Source: RefSeq, a predicted model, not a curated record